Candida dubliniensis CD36 is the source of this 804-nucleotide messenger RNA. RefSeq lists its product as uncharacterized. The coding region runs from base 1 to 804 and encodes 267 amino acids. Lineage: Eukaryota; Fungi; Ascomycota; Pichiomycetes; Serinales; Debaryomycetaceae. The transcript has a single exon. The record is from RefSeq and is a predicted model, not a curated record.
AUGUCGCAGGAUAGAGAUAUAUCAUCGUUGAUAAUAAAUCAAACAUUUAAAAUCUAUAAAUCCAAUUCAUCAUUAUCAUCAUCUAUAAAACUAACUAAAAAGCAAUUGGAAAAAUUUCGAAUUACUCUAUGCAAAUAUUUGUACCAAAGAUAUCAACAAACUUUACAAGUGGAAGAUGAUUUACUAGUUCAAUAUGAAUCAUAUCGUGAUAUUGUUCCUGAACUUACUAUUUAUAACAAUUCAAUUGAAGAACAUUCGCAAUACAAAAUUCAAUAUUUAAUUAUCAAAUGUGCCAAUAAUCGAUUGAUUUCUCGUCAAGUGUUUAUUUUUGUUAGUAAUGAUGACGAUUUCACUUUGGUAUUAAAUAGAAUCACCAAUCACCCAAGUAUAAAUGAAUAUAUUUUAGAAUUAUUAGAAGAUAUUAAUGAUUAUCCUUUAAUUAUAAAACCUCUAGAUUUGCCUGAUUAUUUAAUCCCCAAUUUGGUCGAUCAAUUAGGUGACAAAUUGGAUUCUUUGGGUGAUUUACAUUUGGUUUAUUCUUCUCCAACAUCUAAUAGAUUAAGAAAUUUCAUCAUUGAUAUUCCGAAAAAGGAUUUACCAAAAUUAUAUAAUGAUGGGAAACUAUAUCAAGACAUUGUGAAAUUUAUGUAUAAUAAUACCAAAAUAAAAUUUGAAAAAUUAAGAAUAGAAAAGUUUGUUAAUAAUUUAAUUAAUAUUGCUAAUGAUGGGAAAUUCAAAUUAAUAAUUAAUGAUAAUCAACUAAUAUGGUUCUUAAUUGAAUCUAUAAAGUCAUCGUUGCAGUAG